Lichtheimia ornata is the source of this 2661-nucleotide messenger RNA. RefSeq lists its product as uncharacterized. Gene Ontology annotation, molecular function: ATP binding; protein serine/threonine kinase activity; tau-protein kinase activity. The coding region runs from base 1 to 2661 and encodes 886 amino acids. Gene Ontology annotation, cellular component: cytoplasm. The transcript has 6 exons. Lineage: Eukaryota; Fungi; Mucoromycota; Mucoromycetes; Mucorales; Lichtheimiaceae. The record is from RefSeq and is a predicted model, not a curated record. Gene Ontology annotation, biological process: intracellular signal transduction; microtubule cytoskeleton organization; protein phosphorylation.
AUGACAGCCGCCACCCUCACGCCACCCACUGCGGUUCCAGAGCCAUCAACGACGUCGGCUUCACGCACCACCACACAACGAGCGCCAUCUGUCAGGUCUUCUCAUGACCAAAAACGUGCUGCACGAGACUCGUCAUUGCAUCGCCAAGAAAGCCGACACAGCCAUCACAAUUCGAUUGACAAAAGCCAGGACCAUUCCAUGCACAGACGCCAAUCCGAGAGACGCAAAACCAUGCGAGUGGGCAAUUACGUGAUCAGCCGCAAGACGAUCGGUGCAGGAAGCAUGGGCAAAGUGAAACUGGCCGAGUGUAUUACCGACAGCGACCGACAACAGUAUGCCGUCAAGAUCAUGCCCAAAGUGAAUAUCACCAGUGCCAGUAGCAGCAGCGGCAGUAACGGCAAUGGCAAACCCAAGGAUCCCAAAGAUACACCAAAAGAACGAGAGCAGCGAACGAUACGUGAAAUGGCCAUGAUGCAUCUCCUGAGACAUCCCAACAUUUGUCAACUCAAGGAGUGGGUGACCGAGGGUGAUUAUUAUUACAUGUUUCUCGAGUAUGUGAACGGUGGUCAGCUGCUUGACUACAUCAUCAGCCACGGUAAACUUCGUGAGAAACAAGCUCGAAAGUUUGCCCGCCAAAUUGCAAGUGCUCUAGAUUACUGUCAUCGUAAUUCUAUUGUUCAUCGUGAUCUGAAAAUAGAAAAUAUUCUGAUCACGCGGGAUGAAGAUGUCAAAAUCAUUGACUUUGGCCUAUCCAAUAUUUACUCCCCGUCCAGGCUCCUCAGCACUUUUUGUGGUUCUCUUUAUUUCGCUGCCCCUGAGUUAUUACAAGCACGUCAUUAUACCGGGCCUGAAGUCGAUGUAUGGAGCUUUGGUGUGGUCCUUUAUGUCCUUGUUUGUGGUCGCGUCCCAUUCGAUGAUACAAGUUUACCAGCUCUGCAUGCAAAAAUCAAAGCGGGUCGGGUGGAUGGUUACCCUGAUCAUCUAAGCAAAGAUUGUGUUGAUCUUUUGACCCGUGUACUGGUGGUGGAUCCGAAACGACGUGCCACGCUAUCACAAGUAAUCAACCAUCCAUGGAUGAACAAAGGCUAUGAUGAUCCUGUCACCAACUACAUUCCUCAUCGACAAGCACUUGAAUCGAUCGAUAUGGAUGUUGUGGAAGGCAUGGGCGGCUUUGGAUUUGGUGAUCCGCGUGACAUUUAUGCACUCCUGGAGCACAUUAUCGCAAACUCCGAUUAUCAAAAGGCCGCUUCACGAGUAGACCAAAAUUAUCAGCAUCAGUUGCAUUACCAGCAACAACAAUCAUCCAAGCCUCGUUGGAGACGUAGCUUACGUUCACCAUCAACAAGAAGAAAUGCAUCAUCACAACAUCAACAACAACACGCUUUGGAUGAUCCACAAUCACUCCCAGCAAUGUAUGACCCCCUCGUAUCCAUUUAUUAUCUUGUCAAAGAAAAGAAGGAGUUUGAUCAAAGACAACAGCAGCUCAAGAAUCAACGACUGGCACCUGCAGCACAAUCAGUACCUAUUUUACGACGAUCCAAUAGCAGCUCAUUUUCAUCCAUGGGCGGUGGUGGUGGCUCAUCUCAUGUGGAUUCGGGUUUGACACGGCGGAAAACGGAUCGCAUCCCCAACACACCAAAAUUGAAUGACGACGAGAAUAGCAAUGGAAUGAUGCCCCGAUCAGGAAGCUUACACUUUCCAACAAGGUCACAAAGUACCCGUAUUGCUACCACAUCUUCAACCUUGCUAUCACGAAGUAAAAGUGCAGCUCGUCGCCUUGGCGCUAUUAUUCCCAGCAACAAUAACCAUCAACAACAACGAUCAUCUCUUGACGCCGACAAAGUACUUCCUCCUUUACCAACCACCAACACCAUCCCACCUCCUCAUCUUGAGACGGGAAAGACACCAACAUCCUCCUUGUCUACACCUCUCAAAAAAACCUUUCACCAGCUUGUGACCACUAGCACCACCACCACCACGACAACCACAACAACAGCCAAUAAGGAGAAUGACAAACAACAACAUCGUCCCUCCCCUUGGCGUAGAUUAUCUAUUGGACGUGGAGCAAAGCAACACAACCGUGCUUCCAUGGAAGCUGCCAGUGCUCACGAACCCAUGCCAACCAAUAAACCCAUUCCUAGCAGCGCGCGUUCUUCUGACAUUGCUGAUCCUACCAUUGACCCUUCUUCUGUGGCAGGACCUGCUAUGAGCACACAUCCAAAGAGUCUUUUCAACUUUAAUCGACGCCAUUUAUUUCGCAGUACGCCUCAAAAACUUUUGGAUGAUUUGAAUGAUCUCUUAUCGCUCAUGAGUAUCAAGACACAACAAUCCAUGCUGGAGCCUUAUGUGCUAUUCUGUGAAUGCGAUUAUCCCGAUUGGACACGAUUUCUAUCCAAAGCACCCACGGUGGAAAAUCCUACCUCGGACUCUACAACAACACCAUCCGGGCAAUCGAGCCGUAUUGAGUAUUCCGAUUUGGAAGAAGGCGAACCAUUACGCUUUACUGUCAUGAUUUAUCAGGCUCGAUGGGCUGGGGGUCGUCUUGGUGUCAAAGUCAAGGAGGCAGAAAUUGAUGAAGCCAUCCUCACAUCCCACACAAAAAUCUAUCGCAACUUGUACCACAUUAUCCUUUGCGAACUCGGCAAGAUGGCCAGUCGCUAG